GCAAUUUAUACCCUGUUCACUCUGAGUGACUGAGUCUCUCGUGAAUGGCUCUUUCUUCCGUUGGAAAAUGGAGGAGAACCAUAGCAGUCUCAGCAGCAAUGGCUCCUCUUCCUCUAUCACAUACCCGAAGCUUCCGAUCAGACGCCGCCUUAGAAGCUCUAUCCAAAGCCUCCGACGAAAAAGUCCCCUACUUGCUUCUCUACAACUACCCUUCUUUCUCCGGCGCCUUCUCCGCUCUCUUCGCUCACCUCUUCCACUCUCGCCUUAACCUCCCUCUCCUCUCCCUCCCUUUCUCCUCCGUCGAACCCUUCAGGGUCGAUGAUUUGUGUACUCGAGGACUGGAGAGGUGCUACUUCCUUGAUUUUCUUGGCCCCAAAGGAUUUGCGGUCGAGUUUGCAAGGAGAGCUUCGUGCGAGGUAAUUGCUUUUGAUCAUCGAAAAUCUGUACUACCGGAGAUGCCCUCGGAUGAGGAUUGCCCGGACAAUCUCACAUUUCGAGUGAAUACUGAAAAGAGUAGCUCUAGUGCUGUGUAUGAUUACUUCUCUGCUAAGCUUGCUGAUGUUGAAUGUCAUAAUGGAAUGGAUGCAAGUUUGUUACAAGUUGAGGACAGGGAUCGUGUGGAGAUGGUGCUUAAGUACAUUGAGGAUGGAGAUCUCCGUCGCUGGAGCUUACCGGAUAUCAGGGCGUUUAAUAUUGGACUUAGUGAAUGGCGCUCAAAGUUGAAUUGCUUUACUAAUCCAUACAUGUAUGAACAGUUACUGGAGAUAAGUGCUACGGAUGUUAUUGCUAAGGGAAAGUCAUAUAUAUCUGCUCGCCAAAAGGCUGCAAAUAAGUUACUGGACAACGCUCUGAAAAUAAGGUUGGGCAGAGGAUUUUACGGGGAGUGUCUGGGAGUGAGAGCUGAUGGGAAUUCCGAGUUAAGUGAUGAAAUUGGCAAGCAACUUAGUGUAAAAAGUGCCGCUGCUGGCCUAAGUUUUGGAGGCCCUCAAUAUGUCAGAAUUGAUUCUACAAACAUUUUCAAACAGCUCUGGAGCUCACUCCUUUUCUCAUGCCAGGGUGAUCUUUUAGUAGUUGUGUCAUGCAUUGUUCUUGAUAACACUUACAGAUAACCUUUAGCUUCUCUAAUUCUUCUUUUGUUCUGGAAUCAGCUUCUCUCAUUCAUUUCACUUAAAUUUCUACAUUUUGAAGUUAUUACCCAGACAGAAUUUGCCUUUGGUUAGGAAACAAUGGUACUGGCAGAGAAACUUUCAUGUAUCACUGUGUCAUUAACAGACUUUUGGUUUAGUAACUUUUGAGAUGAAAUGCAAGCACGUUAAUUUUCAUUCUUGAAACUUGUUCAAAUCAUAUUGGUUAUUGACCCAAAGAAAUUAAUUGCAUUUUAAUAUAGUCAUUUACGAGUAAAAACUGAUAGCUUAACAUGUAAUGUAGGUUUUCCAUGCAUACAUUUUGGGUAAUUGGAUUUUAGAGUUCCAUUUGAAAUGUUUCUUGGCCUCUUAUAUGCUAUUGCCUGUAAGCUUGAUUGCUCUUUAUUUGCUAUCAAUUACCACUUAUAGUUUACAACUCAUCAAAUUUUAAGAUACCAUGUAGGUUUUAUGGAAUAUUGUCAUUGUCUGUCAAGUGAAUUCCUUGUCUUCUAUUUCUUGACUUCCAACUGUUCUUAAUAAAAGUAUGUUUCUAAUUUAAAAAAAUGAACAGAACAAAGAGAAGUCAUGUCAAUAAUCAAAUACAUUGUAUUUAAUGUUUUGUGGUUUUUUUAAUAAAUUGUGGCUUUGUUCUCAUAUACCUAUCCUUCUUUUGAAAUGACUCCAUC
This is a messenger RNA of Rosa rugosa (rugosa rose), 1810 nucleotides long. RefSeq lists its product as uncharacterized. Bases 45 to 1109 code for a protein of 354 amino acids. The transcript has 7 exons. Lineage: Eukaryota; Viridiplantae; Streptophyta; Magnoliopsida; Rosales; Rosaceae. The record is from RefSeq and is a predicted model, not a curated record.